AUACCAUCUACAACAAUGGGGUCUACUUGGCAAGUUGGUUCCAUCCAUGCGUUUCUAGACAUGUUCACACCUAAUUGGCUAAAGGAUUCAGUGUCCCCCAGUGGUAUAAGUAGGGACUCAGGUCUCAUUCAGUCAUUCAACCAACUGAGCAGCACUGGUCACUUUGGGAGCCACAAGAUUUGGGAGUUCAGGCAGCAGCUAGCCCCUAGGAUGGACACGUUCAGCCAACAACUGGAGGACUUCUACCCAUCUUGCUUCUCUGCCAGGUCCAGCCCAGUGGGCUUCACUGAUCCACCAGCCCAGCACUUAACCAUGAGCCUUGGUGCCAUUCAGAAGGAUUUCCAAGAGUCCAGCUUGAAGGCAAACGUCCAGCCAGUCAGUGAUCCUCAAACACUAGGGACCCAGAAGUCCACCCCUCCUACAAAACAAGAAAUGGUCUCCCCGGUAUCUUCAGUUGAUGUGACAUUGGGAUCACAACGCCGCAAGAGAACAUUUUACAGCCAGAACAAGCUGGAUGUUCUAGAACAGUUCUUCCAGACCAACAUGUAUCCAGACAUUCACCACCGGGAAGAACUGGCUAAACGGAUUUACAUCCCAGAGUCCAGAGUUCAGGUCUGGUUCCAGAACAGAAGAGCAAAGGAGCGCCGCGAUAAAGCCAAAUUAAACCCCUCGCCAGCAGUAGGCGUGUGCUACCCCAGUCUUCGACAACCCAAUAAAGAAAUGUACCCCUCCAACAACCCAACACCAAAUGUGCCUGUUUCCCAGCAACACAUGGUUUUCCAAAAACCACAGGGUCAACUGUUCAUGAAUUCCCAGCAGAAUCCGUUCCAGCCAACUCAGGAAUCUCAGCUUUGUUCAGAAUCCACCUACGCUGUUUCCCAGCAGAGGAUCCUGAUGCAGCAGGCUGCACGGAGCAGCUACCAUGGAAUUUCAGCAUCUUAUAAACCUACAGACACUCAGCAGCACUUCUACUCAUACAUGAGCCCAAUGGGAGGCACCCAGGAGAAAGUCAUGGAUCUAAGCAAGAAGCACAGUCAGAUGCCCUUCCAUCCCAGUCUUCUAAUGGACUUCAACAACUUCCCUCCCAACAAGACCAUCACUCCAGAUAUGAAUGUUAGAAUCCCACCAAUUCCUGUCUCUGCACCGUCAAACAACCACAGUCGGAUGAAUGUCUUUAAUACCAAAGAGGCCGGCCCAUUGGUGUCCUUGCCAGAGGAUGUCUAUGAGGAAUUCUCUCCGGUCUCUGAUUCUGGUGUUAGUGAUGGAUCUACCAUGUCUUUGACAGACUUUAAAGAUAAUGAUGGAUCUGUGCUUGACAACCUGUAAGAUAAAGCAAGAGUAGUCAUCUCUAAACCUCACGCUAGGUGUCUCUACCUCUUACCCAAAGAGACUGAUGGACUUACUAAUAAGCCAAGCCUAGUUUCUACCAAUAUCUCCGAUACAAAAAAGAGCAGCCGAAAUGUAUUAACAUUUUUUAACUUCGGAUGAAUAGGCUGUAUUUGAUUGUUCGAUUCGAAUUCAGAUCAUAUUCGAUCGAAUUCGAUUCGAAGGGUUUUCUAAAAAAAACUUUGAUUUUUCAAAGUCAAAUGACUCCAAAUUAAAGAGACAGUACAUGAUAAAUUUCGUAUUUUCACAUUUUCACAUUUUCUUUGAAUUUUAAAAUUACAUUUUUCAAUUUGACCCUUGAUAAAUCUGCCCCAUAGUGUUAAAUGUGUGUUCAACUAAGAUAUAAACCCCCUCAGCUGUGCCCACAAAUAUCAAACAAUUUUACUGGGCCCAGUAGUGUAACAACUAGUGCUUACUGGGUGCUACAAUAAAAUGUAUACAGCCCAUCUAUUAAGCUCAGCUUCAGUGCAACUGUACAAAUCCCUAACUGCCCUGCGGUCACAAACCCAGCCUGGCCUCUAUCACUGCUUGUUGUUUAUUAUAAAAGCUGUUUUCUGUAGUGUAAAUUUUAGAUUUUUUACAUUAUUGUACAAUAUUUUGUUUAUGUUUCUUUUUUACUGAGCUUUCUGGUGACCUUUCGGCAUUACUAAUGCAAUUAAGGAUGGCUUUUCACACAAUUUAUGGUCACAAAGUGAAUUUUGAUGUCACAAAAAAAAUUUGGAGCAAAGAAAUGAAUUGAAAAUGAAUCAAUGUGUGCUUAGAAAUCUUUUUAAUGAAACAUUGUUUUUGUCUUCUCAGAUUCCAUUGUCUGCAUAAAAUAUAUUUUGUGAUUGUAAAAUUGUUUUUCUAUAUACGGUAUCGGACCCAUUCUACAGAAUGCUCGGGGGUUUUCCAGAUAAUGGAUCUUUCCGUAAUCUGGAUCUUCAUACCUUAAGUCUACUAGAAAAUCAUGUAAACAUUAAAUAAACCCAAUAGGCUGGUUUUGCUUCCAAUAAGGAUUAAUUAUAUCUCUGUUGGGAUCAAGUACAAGCUACUGUUUUAUUAUUAAAGAGAAAAAGGAAAUCAUGGAUUAUUUGAUUAUAAUGGAGUCUAUGGGUGACAGCUUUUCCGUAAUAAUUUUCUGGAUAAUGGGUUUCCGGAUAACGGAUCCCAUACCUGUACUAAAUUGACUUAUUUCUGACAAAAUUCAAUUUCUAACUUUAGAACAAAAAAGUUAUAUACCUCUUUCUAUUCUGUUCUAUUUAUUAUAAAUGAUAUGCACAGCUAGAUCCUCCCUAAUGAUAUUUGUAUUGUUAGAUAUCAAGGGACCACAAAGCUCUCACUUUGCUUAUUGUUUAUAUUAAAAAAAAUGCAGAACUAUUUGUAGUGGUGUACGUUUUGGAUUUUUUUUACUUUUUUAGUGCAUGUAAAUGAACUAAUUUCCUUCUUUGUUUUGUAUCACAAAAUGAUCUCAAAAGACCUAGGAAACAUGUAUAUUUUCAUUAAUAAAACACAAUAUAUUUUGUGAACUGAAAAUUAAUUUCCCAGGUCAAAUAAACCCAAAUAUUUUUUUCAAAUACAAAAAUAUUUUGUUUGCCCAGAAUUCGUUUGUGCCCACAAAAUGAUUGUUAAAUGCACUAAAUUGAUUUUUCUGCGCACUGAAUUCAUUUUCUCCUGACCAAAUUCGCUUUCUAGCUUCUGGCAUAUUGUUGUGUUCAUCUGAUUCGGUUUCCAUUGUGACAAAAUUCUGUUUAUGAUGAUCUUAUAAACUCACAAACGUAACUUUGACAAUA
This is a messenger RNA of Xenopus laevis (African clawed frog), 3158 nucleotides long. RefSeq names its product mix-like endodermal regulator L homeolog (gene mixer.L). Gene Ontology annotation, cellular component: nucleus. Bases 16 to 1326 code for a protein of 436 amino acids. The transcript has 3 exons. NCBI's taxonomy places the organism in Eukaryota, Metazoa, Chordata, Amphibia, Anura, Pipidae. The record is from RefSeq and is a predicted model, not a curated record. Gene Ontology annotation, molecular function: DNA-binding transcription factor activity, RNA polymerase II-specific; RNA polymerase II transcription regulatory region sequence-specific DNA binding; DNA binding. Gene Ontology annotation, biological process: regulation of transcription by RNA polymerase II; regulation of DNA-templated transcription.